UCAUAUCCUAUCGCUUUUACCAGUCGUUAGCAAUACAAUGCGGUAAAAAAAAACACUUUUACUGGAUGGUUAGAAAAAAAUGACAAAUAGAAAGUGAUAGUUUGACACUAAGGGGAUGAAAAAAGCGACUUUAGAGAGGCGGAAGUUCGAAAAACUGAACUGUUAUCAUCGACAGUGUCACUUUCACUCCUGUCAUGGAAGAAGAGGAGGAGGAGGAGGAAGAGGAGGAGGAGGACCGGUGGAGAGAGAGGAGGUGAAGGGAGAGCCCAACCUCAGCCUCCAGCUAGGAAGAUUUUAUAUAUUUAUUUGAUGUUAAAGUGAUGCUUGGCCACAAAGGAGCAGGCUAAAAACAAGACAAACAGGGUCAUCAAUCUGCAGUGUAACUAACAAAGAAGUAAGAACUUACCUGAAAGUGAGGAUGCUGCUCUGGAGGAUGUGUUCAAGGAUCCAACGGAAAGCUCGUAAAUAUUCCUGGAAAACCACCAGGACUUUAUCACAAGGUCAACAUGGCAGCCCCUUUGCCCACCGCGGUGAGCUGUGCCGCGCAAAAAGGAUUGUAGUCAAGCUAGGGAGUGCUGUGGUCACUCGCGGGGACGAGUGCGGCCUGGCGCUGGGGAGGCUAGCGUCCAUCGUGGAGCAGGUGGCCGUGCUGCACAACCAAGGCCGUGAAAUGAUGAUCGUCACCAGUGGAGCGGUAGCCUUUGGCAAGCAGCGACUCCGACACGAAAUCCUGCUGUCUCAGAGCGUCCGUCAGGCCCUGCACUUGGUCAACAGUCAACACAAAGACACGCAGUCAUUACCGGUGCUGGAGGCCCGAGCCUGUGCAGCGGCGGGCCAGAGUGGAUUGAUGGCGCUGUACGAGGCCAUGUUCACCCAGUAUAGCAUCUGCACCGCGCAGGUUCUGGUGACCAAUCUGGACUUCUGCAAUGACCAGAAGAGGAAGAACCUCAACAGCACUCUACAGGAACUACUGCACAUGAAUAUCGUACCUAUCAUCAACACCAACGACGCCGUGGUUCCCCCGCCGGAGCCCAACAGCGACUUGCAGGGGGUGAUUAGCAUCAAGGACAACGACAGCCUGGCGGCGCGUCUCGCCGUAGAGAUGAACGCCGGUCUGCUCAUCGUGCUCUCUGACGUGGAAGGACUGUACAACAGCCCCCCCGGAACAGAUGACGCCAAGCUCAUUGACACCUUCUAUCCCGGAGACCAGCAGUCCAUUACCUACGGUACAAAGUCCAGAGUCGGGAUCGGCGGCAUGGAAGCCAAAGUGACAUCGUCCAUAUGGGCGUUACAGGGUGGCACCUCGGUGGUCAUCGCCAACGGCACCCAUCCCAAAGUCACGGGCCACGUCAUCACCGACAUUGUCGACGGGAAGAAAGUGGGCACGUUCUUCUCUCAGAUCAAACCGGCUGGUCCAACUGUUGAGCAGCAGACAGAAAUGGCCCGGAAAAUGGGAAGAAAGAUAGCAUCCCUGCACUCGGAGCAGAGGAGCAAGAUCAUCUCCCACAUUGCAGACCUCCUGACUGAAAGGAAAGAUGAGAUCCUCUCUGCCAACAAGACGGACUUGGACCUGGCUGUCAGUGCAGGCCAACUUCCGCAUGCUAUGUUGAAGCAUCUUAGCCUGUCGCCGGCGAAGCUAAACAACCUGACUGUGGCGCUUCGCCAGAUAGGAGCUUCUGCUCGGGACAGAGUAGGUCGGGUGUUGCGCAAGAUCAGGGUGGCUCAUAAGCUGGAGCUGGAGCAGAUCUCCGUGCCCAUCGGGGUUCUUCUGGUCAUCUUCCAAGCGAGGCCUGACUGUCUGCUUCAGUUAUCAGCGUUGGCCAUCGCCAGUGGGAACGCGCUGCUGCUGAAGGGCGGCAAAGAGGCGGCAAACACCAUCCGUGUCCUCCAUCAGCUCACUCAGGAAGUUCUCUCCAUGCAUGGCGUCACAGAGGCUGUGCAGCUGGUAAUGAAAAAUAAAAAAGUGAGCUCUCAUGACGAGGUGGAGGAUCUCUGCUGCCUGGACAAGAUGAUUGACUUGAUCAUACCUUGCGGAUCCUCCAGGCUAGUCCGAAAAAUCCAGCGAUCCGCCAAGGGCAUCCCGGUGCUGGGUCACACCGACGGCAUCUGUCACGUCUACGUGGACGCAGAAGCGAGCGUGGAUAAAGUCAUCAAGAUCGUCCGAGACGCCAAGUGUGAAUACCCGUCUGCGUGCAAUUCCAUGGAAACGCUCCUGAUCCACCGUGACAUCCUCAGAACGCCGCUUUUCGACCAGAUCAUUGCGACACUCCACACCGAGAAAGUGAAGAUCCACGCCGGGCCGGAGUUGGCCUCCUAUCUGACGUUCAGCCCGUCCAAAGCCGAGUCCAUGCGCAUCGAGUAUGCCGACCUGGAAUGCUGCAUGGAGGUGGUGGAGAACAUGGAGGAAGCUGUGGAGCACAUACACAAAUACGGAAGCUCCCACACGGACGUCAUCGUCACAGAAAAUGAGGACACAGCCGAGCGCUUCCUGCACCAGCUAGCUAGUGCCUGCGUCUUCUGGAACGCCAGCUCGCGUUUUGCCGACGGCUACUGCUUUGGACUGGGAGCAGAGGUAGGCUUUAGCACAGCACGCGUCCACGUCCGUGGCCCCGUAGGGUUGGAGGGGCUGCUCACUACCAAGUGGCUCCUGAGAGGGGACGGACAUGCGGUAACUGACUUCACAGAGCAAGGCACCAUGAAGUACCUCCAUGCUAACCUGGACCCUGGUCAGGCGGAGGAACAACAGCUCAAUUAAAGUAGCAACUCAUUCAUUCAUUCAUUCAUUUUCUACCGCUUUUCCUCACGAGGGUCGCGGGGGGUGCUGGAGCCUAUCCCAGCUGUCUUCGGGCGUAAGGCGGGGUACACCCUAGACUGGUCGCCAGCCAAUCACAGGGCACAUAUAGACAAACAACCAUUCACACUCACAUUCAUACCUAUGGACAAUUUGGAGUCGCUAAUUAACCUAGCAUGUUUUUGGAAUGUGGGAGGAAACCGGAGUACCCGGAGAAAACCCGGCCAGAGAUGGCCGAGGGUGGAAUCGAACUUGGGUCUCCUAGCUGUGUGGCCUGCGCGCUAACAACUAAGUCCAUAAUACAGUUAUUAAGUUUCAAAAAUUCAUAAAUUAAUGAAUUGAUCGCUGUCUUGUGGUUGACUAUAGCCUAUUAUUAGUCUAAUCAAAUAUUGCAAUACAUUCAUUCAUUUUCUACCGCUUAUCCUCACAAGGGUAGCGGGAGUUGCUGGAGCCUAUCCCAGCUGUCUUCGGACAAGAGGCCGGGUACACCCUGGACUGGUGGCCAGCCAAUCACAGGGCACAUAUAGACAAACAACCAUUCACACUCACAUUCAUACCUAUGGACAAUUUGGAGUCGCUAAUUAACCUAGCAUGUUUUUGGAAUGUGGGAGGAAACCGGAGUACCCGGAGAAAACCCACACAUGCACGGGGAGAACAUGCAAACUCCACACAGAGAUGACCAUGGGUGGGGAAAGACAAAAUAAGAAGCCAAAAAGUUACCACUUCCACACAAAAUAGGAGGAGAACUCAUUAAUUAAUUCAUUUUCUCCACACAGAGAUGCCCGAGGGUGGGAUUGAACCCUGGUCUCCUAGCUGUGAGGUCUGCGCGCUAACCCCUAGACCACCGUGCCGCACCAAAAGUAGCAACUAUUAAAAAAAAAAAAUGUUAGCAAGAACAAUGUGGAACUGCAACAGCAAAUUCUUAAUUACCACUCUCUACCUGUUCUACAUCAUUAAUUUAUUAAUGAAAACAAUUUAUUUUCUAUUUUCUGUGUCAUUUAUGCUCUUAAUUUAAUAUUUUCUGUUGUGAAUCCCAAUUAUAGGAUUUACAUUGGAAUAAAAAUGUAUAAAAGUGGUGUGAUAAACCCAUUAAGAAACAUACAAAUUGAAUGCCACAUAGCAUCCAGAGAUGUUAUUUACUAC
Doryrhamphus excisus (bluestripe pipefish) is the source of this 3934-nucleotide messenger RNA. NCBI's taxonomy places the organism in Eukaryota, Metazoa, Chordata, Actinopteri, Syngnathiformes, Syngnathidae. The record is from RefSeq and is a predicted model, not a curated record.